Messenger RNA from Clunio marinus, 273 nucleotides. The record is from the annotation of a GenBank genome assembly. Lineage: Eukaryota; Metazoa; Arthropoda; Insecta; Diptera; Chironomidae.
AUGCCAUUCAGUUUCCUAGUUUUAAGAGGAGAACAAUGUAUGGUUGAAUAUUUUUAUGACACUCAACGAUCAAAUGAUAAGAAAAGAACAUUCGAACCAAUAUUGAAUCAAAAGCUUAUGUAUGCUUUCAUAACUUUAAAAUUUUAUGCUGUUGUGGUAAUGUGGAAGUGCAAUGGUUGGGCUGGGUUACACAAAGAAAUGAAAGAGCUCUCACAGUUCACAAAAUUCUCAUCUUCUAAAAAGCAAACAUUAACCCUCCAUUAUCUUUUGUGA